AGAAAGUCAUCCUCCGAGAACUGUAGCUUAGACUAACUCUCCAACGUCCUUUGUAUAAGCCUCUGUUGGUUUUAGCGCUCAGUGUCAUUUUUGAAGCAGGCGGGGUGGACUUGGCUUUACUACAAGGAAAUCUACUCUUUCCUCUCCACGUUUAUUUUUUUUAAGUACCCGGUGGUCAGUUGUGUGUUACAUUACACAGGACGUCAACAGGUGGGAACGUUUUGGACUGAAAUCAGUUUUAAGUGUCUUUUCUGGAAUUUCACUGGAGCCCUAGUUAACUAGGGAAUUUCAACCGAAAAGGCUGACUUACGCCGUGCGUCGCUCCUGUUGUUUCCACUCAGACCACGCUUUGAAACCUCCAUUGUUUAAUGGUAACGACUUUAGUCCAUAUUGAUAUUGUGCUGAAUCUGACACGUUGUAGACUUCUCCGCUGGGCUAGUGUGGAGCAUUUACUGAGUCUGGUGGACUUUAGUGUGAGUAGUAGCAGAUUUGGGUUUCUCCGUUCAUCCUCCAGCAGAAUGAGCACGUCUGUUCAAUGAACAGUAACAGAAGAAUCCUCUAAAAUUCACCACGGACAAGACACCAACACCUCUCUGGUAGCAAAGACGCAGAGGAAGUUCUUCAGGAUUGAGGUUUCGCUCCGAGAACUCGAAAUGACUGACAAAAGAUACUCAGCUUUAGAUGAAACGUCUCUUCGGAAUUUGCUUGAUGGCACUGUGGAUAUGGCGGAGCGUCGCCUCAUACGGACAGCAAUUCGGGAGUUGCGACGACAUGAGAUUGAAGAUAUGGAAGCUGCUCUGACCAAUAAGCGCUUCAGACGUGCUCAAGAACACAGACAUGAGGAUAAGGAAAAUCAGCUUCGGCCUGAAUUGGCAGCAUCGCUGGAUCUGCUUUCUAGUAAGCUUCAGGACAUUCAGGAUAUUGAAGAGCUUUCUGCAAUGCUACGAAGUACCACUGAGUAUGAAGAGAGGAAACUAAUCCGUGCAGCCAUUCGCCAACUGAGAGAUGAAGAGAUUCAAGGCGCGCUGGAGAAGAUUCAGUUAACUGGACGGCCAGUGGAACAGCAUCAUAACCCUCAAAGAAAUUUGGACUUGGAGGACACACUGAAAGAAAACCUGGACAAGACAGAACGAAUUGAAACACCUCACAACCAAGCUCAGAGCAAGGAAGCACUUAGAACAGGUUCUAAUUCUGACAUGGUGUUGGUAUUAGACCCGCUAGUCAGGGAGGUGGUGUCUUGCCCUUUGACCCUCCAUUCUCACCGUGACUCUGGCUCGCCUUCCUCUGAUGUCAUUUCUUCUUACCGGGAACGUUCAGAUUCAGUGGAGUCCAAUAGAAGCCAGGAUAUCUUGCAACGCAAACGGCUGGAUUCGGGGACAUCGGAGCAUAGUCAUGCCUGCUCACGGCCCUCUUCUGAGUCAAAUGCAUCUGAGCUUGGUGCACCCUUGGAAUGGGCUGUGGGAGGAGAGCAAGCAGCGGGUGGAUCCUUAGUGAGCACAGAUUCAGAAGUUGAGACUAAAAAUCAUGGGCCAAGUAAGGUUGAUGAUCUGUCCUCUACUACAACCACUAACAUGGAGACACCUGAUGGAGCGGUAAGCUCCAAGAAGACCGCAAAGGCCAGCUGCACGCUGAAGGAAUCCAGUGGAAAGCCUACAGACAACAUCUUGAAACAGAAGGUCACAUCAGGCCCAGACACACCGUUUUCUCUCAACAAAGAUAAAGUACUUACAAGCAAAACUGCAGCUUCUCAGAUGUUCAACCGAGCAAGCUCAGUGCGUGACAGAGUGCGAAAAUUUGCAGAACCUGCUGCGAUCUCUAGCCAGACUAAGGAUGUACAGAGAGCCAUCCAUAGAGCGCCCUCCUCUACGAAUGCGUUUCUCACAGUGCCAGCGACUCCAGCCCACUCUGAGAGUCGAGAUGCGACUCCAUCCCUUUCUUCUUCUUGUCUGUACACCUCUCCAGGCAGUGGGGAAAACCUCAGCGAAGGCCUGCCUGCCCAAUCGGAGGCUCUGUCUAAUGUCCAAUCACUGGGAGCAGUGGGCGGGCCACAGAACUCCACUGAAGAUGUCUGGAGUCCUUCUUACAGCUCAGAAGAGGGGCAGGCUCCCGAGGGAAAACCAUCUUCGAGGACACCAGACCACCAGGGAGAUCCCGAGUCCAACAUGAAAACCUUCCUCACCAUUGAGAUCAAGGAUGGCCGAACCAUUACUCCACAAGUGUCUGCAUCAUCUUCGUCCAUGGGGGCCAACGUGAUGCCCCGAAUCAUCACUGGUACCUCUGGACAGAGGGCAGAACUGACGCUUGGUCUCAGAGCAACACCAUUCAAGAUCAGCAGCUCCAGCCACCUGUCAGGACCCUCCAUUAAGAUGGAGACGGAACCUGGCUUUACGACUGAACCUUCUGUGCAGACAGCCAGCGAAGCCCCUGUUGUCCCUAAUGGCUCGUCAGUGGCCCAAGUGAAGAACGAGGUGCUCAGUAGUGCCAAUAGCAGCAAGCUCACCUCUGAGCAGCUCGAGGCCAUAGAGGACGAGGAGAUCCUGGACAAAAUGCUUGAUGACUCCAAAGAUUUUGAAGAGCGGAAAAUGAUCAGGGCAGCUAUGAGAGAACUCCGAAAGAAAAAGAGAGAAGCCAGGUUGGGAUGUUCUCAGGAUGAGCUAGACCAAAGGGAGAAGGAGCGAGAGGUGCGUCUGCAGGAGCUGAGGCAGCAGAGAGAGGAGAGAGCCCAAAAGACUCGGCCAGGUCCAGGUGCCGGGGAGGUGGUGAUGAAGAAAAUUGAGAAGUCUGCAGAUGGUUCUACUGUUAGUGAGAUUACUAAAACCAACCGCUUUGCCCAGUCAGAUGAUGGCAGCAGGAUGUCCCGUAGCACUAUAAUGGAAGCUACUUAUACACAGAAGUCUGACAGGGGGACCAUGCAAACUAAAUCCUACAGCUACUCCUCUUCUUCUUCCACUUCGACUAAGAAGGUUGGAAGUGUGUUUGAUCGUGAGGAUGACACCUCACGCAGUGGAGGCAGCUUGGCAGCACUGGAGCGCAGGCAGGCUGAGCGCAAGAAGGAGCUCAUGAGGGCUCAGACCCUGCCCAAAACAUCCACCUCCCAGGCCCGUAAAGCCAUGAUUGAGAAGCUUGAGAAGGAUGGUGGAGGCUCACCAGCUGCACAAGUAAACAAGGUCCAGCGCUCCACCAGCUUUGGUGUUCCCAAUGCUAACUCCAUCAAACAGAUGCUGUUGGAUUGGUGCAGAGCUAAGACCCGCGGCUAUGAUAAUGUGGACAUUCAGAACUUCUCCUCCAGUUGGAGUGAUGGAUUGGCUUUCUGUGCUCUAGUGCACAACUUCUUCCCUGAGGCCUUCGACUACUCUGCACUCAUCCCUAGCAAUCGCAGACAGAACUUUGAAGUGGCCUUCAAAACAGCAGAGGCCUUUGCUAACUGUAUGCCUCUGUUGGAAGUGGAGGACAUGAUGAUAAUGGGCAAGAAGCCUGACUCCAAGUGUGUCUUCACCUAUGUGCAGUCGCUGGUCAAUCACCUGCGUAGAUAUGAGAUGACCUGUCGAGUCCACUCAGAUCACUGACCGCUUACUGACUCUGGCACUCCCCUCAAGCACAUCUGGACAUCCAAAGGCCCGUUCCACGAUAUUGCGGAGAGUAGAACUGUUCCCCAAAAAGCUUUUUCUUCCAGGUCUUGUAACCUAGUUUCAACUGUAAACAAAAACCAAUGCAUGCAACGUUGUGAGGUCAGGGGCCUCAUGUAAGCCAUAUUGCUGCAGUCUAGGAUCUACGCCAAGGCACUAAUGCUAAUAUCAUAUAAAUUACCAUUAAAAGUUCCUUUACUGAAACUUAUAUAUUCCAUCAUAAAGACUUUGUGGCAAAAAAAUGUUUAAUGGUAAAUCCCAGAAAAGACAAUUGUGUUGUACAUCUAAUGUCUAAUAUUUUAUUUCUCAUGCCAGUGGCAUACAGUCAAUUGAAGUGGAUUGCCUAUAGACCCAUUUAAAAAUGGCUUGUAACCUUGUUCUAUGGUACCUUUUUGCUUUUAUAUGAAUUCAGAUCUGCAUGCUUCACAUGUUACUUGAAUUUUCUUUUAAAUUAUUUAAGGUCAUUUAUCAUCUAUAAGGAACAAGUGACUAAGUUUGGAAUGAGCACUGGUAUGCAGAUGCCACACUGCUUCAUGCAACAGUACAGCCCCCUUUGUUCAAGCAGCAGCUGAACCUUUUAACAUAAACGCAUAAACGUUUCUUACAGUCGUUCACCAUAUUUGUUCAAAGUAUUUGUUAAUCGGUACUCAAUUGUUAAAUAUUUUCUUUCAGUUGGAUUUAAACAGUCCAGUUCAACAAAAUGUAAAGGAGAAGUCAACAAGGAAUUAGACAACCGUCCAAACAUAGCCACAUAGACAGUACAACGUACAUUUCCCCUAAUUUAUGUUUUAGGUUAUGAAUAUUUUUAAAUAUUUUUACUUUUUUCAUGAACUAUAUUAUGAAGCAAAUACACAUACUUAUGAAUGACAUAUGGCUCCUCAGUCAGAUAAGUUAUCACCCUGUUUAGUGUGUUUUUGCUUUUGCAUAUUUUUCAAGUAAGGCUUUUGAGCCCAAGCUUAAUUUCAGCCAUAAGUACAUUGGGUACAGAAUUGUUUAACAGUUGACAACUUGAGCUGAAAUGAUGUAUGCUUUAUUACUAAAUUUUAUCAGAAAAGUUUAAAGAUGUUUUUAUAUAUAUUUGGUUCUUGUGCUAGUUUGUAACUAAUUUUGGUUUGAUUUGGAAAUCUUAUUUAAAAAAAAAAAAAGCUCAAAGCUAUAGUAGCUUUUAAUGUAUAUGGUAAGUGAUAGUUUGUAUAAUAUCGCAGUGAUUAUAUUUGAUGGCACCUACUGAAGACAUUAACUACCAAAACUAACUAUUUAAUUGCAGGUUCAACACUUUAUUAUUUGGUCCAUUUUUAAUCUGUUGUCAUCUUUGCCAUUUAUUGAUUUUUCUGAAAUGGCUGGAGGUGAUCACAACUGAAAGUGUCUAGCAGUGUUUUGAUGAAUGCUUGUGUUAAAAAUCAUGGCACUGUUGGACAGAAAGUCCAGUCUGGUGUGAAAAUAUUUGAUGUUGAUCUCCUUAAACACAGCCCUCCAUUGUUUUGCAACAUUAACAUUUGUGAGUGUACUUGUGUAUAGUUUUUUUUUUUUUUUUCCCAUUUAAAAUCCCAAUCUUUUUUUCCAAGAAUGUCAUUUUGACCUAACUGAGCUUUUUAGUAUUUUAUUUGUUUUCCAGAUUUUCUGUUUAGCCUUAGCUAAUAGCCAAAAUAAGUGUUGUGUAUUAGCAUUAGCUCACCAAAAUGCUAAUUCACCCACUGUGCUGCACAGCGAUGUUACUGUGAGGGGAGAAAUAAACUGCCAGCCAUUUUUCUUUCCACAUGAGCAAAGAAACACCACAUGGCACAGCUAAGAUCCAAAUCUAUAAUUUGAGCAGCACCUUUGUACUCUAGAUAGUGUUAUUUGCAUUAGAUUUGUUACGUGGCUUAUGUAGAAAUGCAUAUUUGUGGAUGUGGUAGAACUUUCAAAGCCAUAGCACUGCUGCACAUUCACUGCUGUAUGCAAAAACAUCCUUGCCAAAAUAAGCUCCUUCAAGGGAAUAGGGGAAAGGCAGAAACAUUAGGUUGAAUCAAAUAUGGUCCGUAUUGCAGUGUGAAAUUCGCUGUCACUACAAAUGAGAAAAAAUUGACUGCCUGUCCAAGGGCCAUUUUGAUUGUACAUGUCUACACAGAAGAGUAUUGUUCACCCGGCAUUCCUGUACACUGCAAGUUAAUAUGAAGUGACUAUUAAACCUUUUAAGAAACCAA
Messenger RNA from Pygocentrus nattereri (red-bellied piranha), 5809 nucleotides. RefSeq names its product smoothelin b (gene smtnb). NCBI's taxonomy places the organism in Eukaryota, Metazoa, Chordata, Actinopteri, Characiformes, Serrasalmidae. The transcript is spliced from 20 exons. Gene Ontology annotation, cellular component: filamentous actin; microtubule organizing center. Gene Ontology annotation, biological process: actin cytoskeleton organization. Bases 654 to 3566 code for a protein of 970 amino acids. The record is from RefSeq and is a predicted model, not a curated record. Gene Ontology annotation, molecular function: protein binding.